UACUCUUGCAACCUUGCUCAGAAAAACACAGUCAUUAUGGCGAGCGGGAAGGUUGUAUUUGCUGUGUCUGUAGUGUUACUAGUAGUGGGACUCGUGGUUGGGAUUCUACUUGGACAUUACGUGACUGCUCCCGCAGCAGGAGGUAAUAAACCCCCGAGCGGGAGUUCCGAACCUACGGUACCAAAGAGCUACCAGGAUGCGGUGAGGAAACCGGAUUCCAGUAUAAGUGGACGGCUUAUCAAUGGCAUAAACCCGGACAAAAUCAGAGACAAUCUCGAAUAUCUAUCUGCGAAGUCACAUGUAGCUGGCAGUGCGGUCAGUCUAGAACAGGCAAAAUGGAUACGAGAUUCAUGGUUGGAGCAAGGGCUGGACAAGGCCGAGUUGACAAACUACAAUGUUUUACUCUCUUAUCCACCGGAGAAGAACGACUCUCAACAAAACAGGAUUGAACUAUUGACGUCAUCCGGAGGUGCUGUUGAGUUUACCACUCAGUUACGGGAACCCCCCCUGGACCCAGAUACAGACACCCCAGUGGGAGAUCCGGACAUCUUGGCACCAUUCAAUGCAUACUCAGGAAGUGGUGAAAUUGAGGGAGAUCUUGUGUAUGUGAACUACGGUCGGGUUGAAGACUUCCAUAAGUUAGAAAGAGAACUUAACAUAAGUGUCAUCGGUAAAAUAUGUAUUGCUCGCUAUGGAAAGAUUUUCAGGGGAACAAAGGCUGCUUUUGCAGAGAAAUCUGGUUGUCUUGGGUUGAUUCUUUACAGCGAUCCAUUAGAUUAUACAGUAGCAGGGGAACCCGUGUAUCCAGAUGGUAUCUACCUACCAGGAACUGGAACACAAAGAGGCACACUUAUGUCUGGUACUGGUGACCCCUUGACCCCUGGAUACCCUGCCAUUGAUUCUGCAUACCGUACCCCGAUAAAUGAGACCAAUCUACCCAACAUUCCGGUUCAUCCCAUAGGGUACAAUGAUGCUGCACAUUUCCUCGGGAUUAUGGGUGGUGAAGAAACAAGUGCAGACUGGGCAGGGAGCAUAUCUAAUGUCACCUACAGGUAUGGACCUGGAUUCAAUGCUACAAACCAAGACAAGAAAGUGGCGAUGAGGAUUUUCACCGAGAACCGAAUGGCUAACGCCUACAACACCAUCGGGACAAUCAGAGGCAGUGUUGAACCAGAUCGUUAUGUGAUUAUUGGCAACCAUCGUGAUGCGUGGGGAUAUGGUGCCGUGGAUCCGUCCAGCGGUACAGCCUGUAUGAUGGAAAUCAGUCGUAUCUUUGGCUCCUUCGUGAAGGAUGGUUGGAGACCAAGACGCACCAUCAUGUUUGCCAGUUGGGGAGCUGAGGAGUAUGGGCUCAUUGGAUCAAAUGAAUGGGUUGAGGAAUAUAUUCAAAAACUAGGAGGCAGAGCUGUGGCAUAUCUCAAUGUAGACACUGCUGUAAUAGGUACUUACAUCCUUGGGGCUUUCGGAACGCCAAACUUGCACAAAACAAUCUAUCAGGCUGCUCAGAAGAUUCCUGACCCGAACCCAGAGGGCACACGCAUGACCGUUUAUGACACGUGGAAAGAGAGAGACUUCUUUGGUAAUACCAUCGAUGGAAAUCCAACUGUUGGCGAUCUUGGAUCAGGCAGUGAUUAUGCAUCUUUCCUUCAGCUUGCUGGUAUCUCAGCAAUCGACCUCAGAUACACUUUUGAUCGGAUUAGUACUCCGAUUCCUGCCUUCUACCCAUUAUACCACUCCGUCUAUGAGACCUUCACGUUGGUGGACAGAUACCUCGAUCCUGGUUUUAAGUAUCACAAAGCAAUGUCGCAGCUUAUGGGAGAGAUUGCUCGUAACUUAGCAGAGUCUAUCCUACUCCCUAUGGAUGUUGGGGUGUAUGCUGAAUACGUCAAGGGAUAUUAUGAGAGUCUCCGCCAGGGAAACAUUGGCCAAAGACUCACCCAAGAAGGAAUUUCACUGGCUGAUAUGCAGGAUGCUGUGAAUGAGUUAUCUGAGGCUGCUAAUGCAUUUGUACGGAGAGUUGACGCAGCUGACAGGACUGAUGUUCUCCAGGUGCGAAUGUUGAAUGACCAAAUGCACAGGUUCGAGAGAGCCUUUGUUGACCCUCAAGGUCUUCCGGGUCGCCCCUUUGUCAGACAUAUUGUGUUUGCGCCAAGCAGCAGGGAUGCCUACUCUAACGACAAAUUCCCUGGCAUUGUAGACACCAUGUUCGACAUCGACAAGAAUCCAGACCCUGAGAAAUGGAAUCAUGUCAAAAAGCAGUUAUCUGUUGCCAUCUUCACCAUCAAAUCAGCAGCAAGUGUUCUACUGGAAGUGGCUUAAUUUUUCAACAAGGUUUUUCCCCAACUUUAUUGCCUCAAAACAUUCGUAAAACAAUAUCCUAGAAAGUUUUCGGUUAAGAUUCUGAUUAACAGUAACAAAACAAAAGCAUCAAAGCAGUGAUAUAAUAUUUGAAAGGGAUAUUUUUUCGGGGGUUGAUUUCUCAAAGGAAAGAUAGUCCUAACUUUGGACUAGUUCUUGGAGUUAUUGAAAACUUGUGGCUAGUGCAUAAGAACGAGUAGACCAACUCGUCCUAACUCGAGAUAAGAGUAGUCUUAAUUGUUUGUGAAAUCUACCACUGAUCCGUAUGUAUUUGUACCAAUGUCAAUAAGUAUUUCUGAUUAUGACUGAGAUAUAACUUUCAUUUGAUGUACACUCAUGUAUUGCUUUUACAGUUUUUUAAGAAUUACGAAAUGGGUGUUGUGAAUUUUUUAAUCAAGUCAAAUAUAUCUGUCUACGUAGUAUACGACUUUAGAAACCUACUAUUAUGCAAAUAAAUGUUACUUUAUAACA
This is a messenger RNA of Asterias rubens (European starfish), 2829 nucleotides long. RefSeq names its product putative N-acetylated-alpha-linked acidic dipeptidase. The transcript has 18 exons. NCBI's taxonomy places the organism in Eukaryota, Metazoa, Echinodermata, Asteroidea, Forcipulatida, Asteriidae. The record is from RefSeq and is a predicted model, not a curated record. The coding region runs from base 37 to 2319 and encodes 760 amino acids. Gene Ontology annotation, molecular function: carboxypeptidase activity.